This is a messenger RNA of Iphiclides podalirius (scarce swallowtail), 387 nucleotides long. The record is from the annotation of a GenBank genome assembly. Lineage: Eukaryota; Metazoa; Arthropoda; Insecta; Lepidoptera; Papilionidae.
AUGAAAACAAAUAUCCGUCACAAUAAGCUAUAUCAACAAACUCCAAGUACAUCGACGAGCUCGACCACCAGCACCCUACAGCAGCAGCACCGCAGCGCGCAACGGACGCCGGCCGUGGGUUCGAUCGCGCGAUCGGAGCUGUCGCAACGCCGGAUAUCAAGGUCCAAUUGCUGCCGCCGCCGUUUCACUCGAAACAACCAACCAACCCCCCCCCCCCCCUUCGCUCCCUCCUCUCUCCCCCCCUACCCGACCAACUCAACCCGACGACCGCACCGCGGAUCCAUCGAGCGUGAACAUAAAGAAACUCCCGUCCAUCCAUUGUUCCAUGGCGCUCGUAAAUACGAGCGAACGAAACAGAAACAAAACACUGUGAGUGCGCGCGCGAGU